Messenger RNA from Sarcophilus harrisii (Tasmanian devil), 4566 nucleotides. RefSeq names its product WD repeat and FYVE domain containing 1 (gene WDFY1). The coding region runs from base 76 to 1308 and encodes 410 amino acids. The transcript is spliced from 12 exons. The record is from RefSeq and is a predicted model, not a curated record. Gene Ontology annotation, molecular function: protein binding; metal ion binding. NCBI's taxonomy places the organism in Eukaryota, Metazoa, Chordata, Mammalia, Dasyuromorphia, Dasyuridae.
GUUAGGGGGAGGGGAGCUCGCCGCCGUGACGCUCCCGUCGCUCCCGACGCUGCCGCCGCCGCUGCCGCCGCGAAGAUGGCGGCGGAAAUCCACUCGCGGCCGCAGAGCAGCCGUCCGGUUUUGCUCAACAAGAUCGAGGGCCACCAGGACGCCGUCACGGCGGCGCUCCUCAUCCCCAAAGAGGACGGCGUGAUCACGGCCAGCGAGGACAGAACAAUCCGGGUAUGGCUGAAACGAGACAGUGGUCAGUACUGGCCCAGCAUUUAUCACACAAUGGCAUCUCCUUGCUCAACUAUGGCUUACCAUCAUGAUAGCAGAAGGAUAUUUGUGGGCCAGGAUAAUGGAGCCAUAAUGGAAUUUCAUGUCUCUGAAGAUUUUAAUAAGAUGAACUUUGUUAAGACCUACCCAGCUCAUCAGAAUCGGGUGUCGGCUGUCAUGUUCUGCUUGGGCGCCGAAUGGAUCAUCAGCACAGGUCACGACAAGUGUGUCAGCUGGAUGUGUACCCGGAGUGGGAAUAUGCUUGGGAGACACUACUUCACUUCUUGGGCUUCCUGCUUGCAAUAUGACUUUGACACUCAGCAUGCCUUUGUUGGAGAUUAUUCUGGGCAAAUCACACUGCUAAAGCUUGAACAAAACACCUCUUCAAUUAUUACAACUCUUAAAGGACAUGAAGGCAGCGUUGCUUCAUUGUGGUGGGAUCCUAUCCAACGGUUACUCUUCUCAGGAGCAUCUGACAACAGCAUCAUCAUGUGGGACAUUGGGGGAAGAAAAGGCCGGAUGCUGUUGCUUCAGGGCCAUCAUGACCGGGUGCAGUCUCUUUGUUACCUUUCACUCACAAGACAGCUGGUGUCUUGUUCAUCCGAUGGGGGGAUCGCUGUCUGGAAUAUGGACGUCCGAAGAGAAGAGGCUCCUCAGUGGUUAGAAAGUGAUUCUUGUCAGAAAUGUGAACAGCCCUUUUUUUGGAACAUAAAACAGAUGUGGGACACAAAGACAUUGGGAUUAAGACAGCAUCACUGUAGGAAGUGUGGGCAAGCAGUGUGUGGGAAGUGCAGUACCAGGCGCUCCACAUACCCAGUCAUGGGCUUCGAGUUCCAGGUCCGCAUGUGUGACUCUUGCUAUGAUUCCGUCAAAGAUGAAGAUCGCACUUCUCUGGCAACCUUUCAUGAAGGAAAACAUAACAUUUCUCACAUGUCUAUGGAUGUUGCUAGGGGACUAAUGGUGACCUGUGGGACUGAUCGUGUUGUAAAGAUAUGGGACAUGACACCUGUAGUUGGUUGUAGUCUUGCAACUGGAUUCUCCUCCCGCUGACCUAGGACCGGGGCAGUUUAUGCACCUUAUGUACAGCAACAAGCACCAAAUGAAGUCCUUCCUAUGAAUAGCUCCACAAUUUCUGGUUGCUUUGAAUAUCCAGUGACCAUUUAAAAAACACAGUUAAAAAAAAAAAGGUUUUUGUUCUGUAGGAUACUCCUGGAACCACCUUGAUGCAGACAUGCUUUCAAAUGUCUUGGUAGGAUGGAUACAAAGGAUUAUCUGUAAUGUGAGUCCUGGAAAAGUGGACUUUACUUCAACUUAGUUUGCAUGUGAACAGUGUGUUAAAAAUGCCCUAAAAAAGGAAUCAGAUGAGAAGGUUAGUAGAAAACAUUGAGCAGAGACAUAAAGGACUUUGAGUAAAUGGUUCCCAUAGGAUUCUAAAUCUACUCACAAACCAGUCUAGCCAGAUUCCCAAAGCACUUUUCUGGCUAUACAGAUUGUUGGAGCAAGAAGGAAGGGCAAGUAAGACUCAAAAUACCUGAUGUGUCUUUCUUGAGGGGCAGUGACUGAAUUCUGAAAUUCCAGAGAGUCCCGUCCCCUGCCGGAAGCGCAGUCUGCUCUGUAGCAUAGUGAUAGGUGAGCAUCCCAAGCCAGCUCUUCUCCCCGGGCCCCGGGUUAGUCUGUACAUUGUUUCAGUCACCUUCAGUCAUUUGUAGCCUCCUCUUUUUUUUUUCCUGACUCAUAGACAUGAGUGACUCUUUGUAGAUGUUUCUAAGUCAGUUAUAUACUCUCUUUGUCCCUGAAGGCAGUCCCCACCUGGUCAUUUACCACCCAGCAGUUAGUUUGCAGACAUUUCUAUGGUGCUGUUAACAUGGGAAACACACUAAACUGCCUCACUUUUCUCCUUGAGGUGAAGAACGAUUGUAGGGGAAACAAUGUGUGUUCCAUCCAGCAGUCUGGUCCCUGGGACACUUAAGAACCUCUUUCUAGUUCUAAAUUGAGAAUUCAAGUGAUUGGGGGAGCAAUGCAAUAUGCACUUCAAAAGAUUGAACUAGUAUUUAAAUUUUGUGACUUUUUUUAGUGUUAGUAUUUCUUGGCACUCUUUAAGAGUAGUUGGUGACUCAAGGUAGUAGUUCUAAAAAUCAGAUUUUGCACUGUAAGCAGUAACUUCCUGAUAUGGAAUAUAACUUUUUUUUUUUUAAGUUGUUAACCAAAUUUGGUGUAGAGGCCAGGUAUUGUUGAAACUUUUUAGCUAGGUGUUUCUUGGACAAUAUCAGCAUUCCAUCCAUUUUAACAUUAAAAUAUUUAUGACUUAUUGCCUGUUGGGCUGCAGAAAUGGGCAUACUUUUUAGCAUACUCAGACUUUUUGAAGGAAGAAUUUUAAAACAGAUGAUAAUGAUGUCUGUUCCAUUGCACUAAUAUAUUUGGAUUAAAAGGCUCUGCUAGUUCGUGGUUAAUUUUGUGGGAUUAAAAUGUUGCAGACUCUGAUUUAUAGUACUAGUUGAGUGGAAUAUCAAAUUUAGGAAAUUUAAAUUAGAAUUAAACAUUUUAAGGUCCAGCUGAUGUGAACUGAUAGGGGUUUUGGGGGGAGGGGUAUCAAAUGCAUCAUGUUUUGAAUUAGCCUUCACUUAUUUCUGAACACCAGUUCAUUUUUGAUACUAAACACAAUUUUGUGAGGUUUCUGUACUUGAAAGAGAUUUUUGUUUUUGAAAACUUAAUGGGUUUUCUGCUAAAAUUGCUCAACGAAAAUGCAAUUAAAAAUAUAUAUAUAUAUAUAUAUAUAUAUAAAACAUGGAAUAUUAAACAUCAUAUAGUACCCUCUGUUUGAACAAAGAUCUUCCCCUAUGUUCAGCCCAUAGUGAAGGUGCUAUCCUCGGGAUCUGAUUGGUCCUUACAAGGAAAAUAGCAUAUGAUUGACUCUGCCAUGUUGAAAAGUGAUGAACUCUGGUUUUGUUUUUUCCUAAACUUUUUCAAAAUGUCUGUUUCUUCACUAUGAUAGACAGGACAUAUUAUUAAGGCUUUAGGCAGGACUGUACAGUUUCAAGAUACUUAAUGAAAAAUUCAUUGUUCCAGAGAGUGACACCUUGUUACUAUAGCAACUCCUAAGGUAUUGGAUUAAUAUAAACAGGGAAGAAAUAAUUGUCAAACAAAAAUGGGAGUGCAAUAUCUAGGGAAAGCAAAGGAAAAUGAUUCAUUUUUAUCUUACUUGAGUUUUUAUUUUUAAAAAAUGCACAUUGCAGAAAUAUCACUAUCACAAAUUCAGUGAUAAAAAAGUGUGAGUAAUAUUGUUUAGAGAAGCAAAUAAAAAUUAUUUCCUGAAGUUUAUUAGUUGAAAAGGAUACUUGUAAGGUUAUAUUAUAGAUACUUCAUUAAUUUUUGUUUGUGCAGAGAAGAGAGUUAUUUCAAAUUGUUCAUAAAUAACAGUUCAUUGAUUUCUUCAUUCCUUUAUGCUCACACUCAUAAGCAUUAUUAGGAAUUUCAAGCUCAUAAUACUGGGGAAGGCGAUCCCUAUGCUAAAUAUUAGGAGAAUGUAUUAUGAUGAAAAAAAGGCCAAUUGCUUAUUUAAUACAAUUCUUUAAUUUUCCUGUAUCAGUUUCAGUGGUGGGCCCAAUCCUGUUAGCCUUCUUAGCAUCACGUAGAUCUAGAUAAUUCAUAACUUCAAAAAUCUUUCUAAGAGUGUCAUCUAGUUCCUAUUUUACUGCCUAGGGCAAUUAAAAUUAUUAUAGCACUUUCCAGUACUUAUUUUCUUCCUGAAUAAUUCAAGUGAGUUGUAUCUUAAAUUGGCAGUUGUUUAAACUUGCCCCAAUUGUGGUUUAAAAACAAUAUUUUCUAAAAUCAAUUUGCAUUUAAAUAUGUGUUUAAGUUAUUGAUUCUGUUAUGUCCAGAAAUUGAACAAACUAGUUGUUGCUCCUGGUGAAAUACCAAUUACUCAUAAUAAACUUGAGGUUUAACAAUGAGUAAUGUGUAUGUACUCAAGUGUCUAUUGCUUUGUUGUUAAAUACAAACAGAUUAUUGAAUGCCUACUGUAUUUUCUGCAGUUUACUAUAAUACCAAUUUAAUUGUGUGAAAAAUUUGUAUUUAGAAUACAACUUUAAGUUUGUUUGUUUUCUUGUAGGGUCUUUUUUGAAUGGGGGAGUGUAGGAUACUACUAAGUAGUGUAUUUUAGUCUCUUACUAGCUGUGUUUCUGCAAGAUGCUGUGCCCUGCAUAACUCGGAGAGACUAGAUAAACUUUUUCCCUUCUCCUCUCUAUAUGUAGGUUUUUGUGGGAGUUUUUUGGAAUACAUGUACAAUAAAAAAUGUUUCUUGCUUGUUAA